UUCCACAGACACACACAGGCGCGCACACACACACGCAGCUAUAGAGGGGGGCUGUCUGUGGGCCGACUGCGUGAAGCACUUGCAUUGAUAACCUGCAGCUCAGAGUCACUCAGUCUCACUUUGUGGCCGUCCCCCUCGCCUGGAACUCCCUUGCUGCUCUGCUCUGUCUCCUUUCUCGCUUUUCACUCUAGGACCGUCUGCGGACGCACUCAGACCCCCGCGUUUACUCAUCACCUCUGUCGCUGUCACCAUGACGCCUACCCCGCCGUUGUUCCUGCUGCUGCUCGGCCUUGUAGGGGCUCAAGCCACCACCACCAUGGACCUCCGCACGGCUGCCGCCAUGGCGGCAGGUUUGUGCAAAACUCGUCCCACAGACAUCGUGUUCAUCAUUGACAGCAGUCGUAGCGUUCGCCCUUCAGAGUUUGAGCAGGUCAAGGUCUUCCUGGCUAAGGUCAUUGAGGGACUGGAUGUUGGACUCAACGCCACCCGUGUGGGUGUUGUCAACUACGCCAGCCGCGUCAAGAACGAGGUGUCUCUGAAGACACACCGAUCCAAAGCCGGACUGAUUAAGGCUGUGACCAAGAUCGAGCCCCUGUCUACUGGAACAAUGACUGGUCUGGCCAUCCAGUUUGCCCUGAACGUGGCCUUCAGUGAGAAUGAGGGCGCUCGCGUGAAAUCUCCUGACAUCAGCAAGGUUGCCAUUAUCGUGACAGACGGGCGUCCUCAGGACAACGUGAAGGAUGUGGCUCAGCGCGCACGGGACGCUGGUAUUGAGAUUUUCGCCAUCGGUGUGGGACGUGUGGACAUGAGCACUCUGAAGCAGAUGGCCAGUGAUCCUCUGGACGACCACGUGGACUACGUGGAGAGCUACAGCGUCAUCGAGAAGCUCACCAAGAAGUUCCAGGAGGCCUUCUGUGUGUCGGACCUGUGUGCCACCGGGGAUCAUGACUGCGAGCAGGUAUGCAUCAGCAGCCCCGGAUCAUACAAGUGUGCCUGCAAAGAUGGCUUUACCCUCAUGGACGAUGGUCGCAGCUGCAGUGCCUGCAGCAACUCAGCGACAGACGUAGUGUUCCUGAUCGAUGGCUCUAAGAGCGUCCGUCCUGAGAACUUUGAGCUGGUCAAGAAGUGGAUCAACCAGAUCGUCGACAAACUGGAUGUGUCUGACAGCAAGGCUCACGUUGGACUGGUGCAGUACUCCAGCUCAGUCAGACAGGAGUUCCCCCUGGGCCGCUUCAACAACAAGAAAGACCUGAAGGAUGCUGUGAAGAGAAUGGCCUACAUGGAGAGGGGAACCAUGACAGGUCAGGCUCUCCGCUACCUGACAGACAACAGCUUCAGCGCCGCUCAGGGCGCCCGACCCGGAGUCGCCAAGGUGGGCAUCGUCUUCACUGACGGACGCAGCCAGGACUACAUUGGAGAUGCCGCCAAGAAGGCCAAGGAGCACGGUUUCAAGAUGUACGCUGUUGGAGUGGGCAACGCUGUGGAGGAUGAGCUGAAAGAGAUCGCCUCUGAGCCGACUGGAGAGCACUACUUCUACACCGCUGACUUCAAAACUAUGACCCAGAUUGCCAAGAAGCUGCAGAUUAACAUCUGUCAAGAGGAGGACCCUUGUGAAUGCGACUCCCUUGUAAAGUUCCAAAAGAAAGUAGAAGAUGCCCUACAGGCACUAACGAAAAAAUUAGAGAGUAUGUCGAAGAGGAUCGCCUUGCUGGAGAACAAAAUCGUCUGAGGACUCACUUCUCGCGCUUCCCUGUUCAUCUGUACACAAACCCACAUACACACACAACCACACACAUAAACAGUUUUUGCUUCCUGUUAAGGUAUGAAGAGGAACCUGUGUGUGUGUGUGUGUGUGUGAACCCUGACCUCUGCUUGUAUUCUAAGCUCUCCCAAACCACCGCUGCCCCUCCUCUCUCGGCCUUACCUCUUCCACCCUUGGGUCUCCUGGGACACGAAGCGCCGGUUGCCAUGGGGACCACGCCUUUGUGUGUGUGCGUGCGCUCCGAAGGUCAUCCUCCAUAGCCAGCCUGUGUGUUUGUUAAUAAAAGUCUUCCCUCAUAGGGAAACGGUAUACUGAAGGGUUUUUCUUUGUUGCUGCCACGAUGUUGAAUUUCCCCAAACUCCAUAGUCUGUCUUGUCUUGUUAUGUCAAACGGAGCAGCACAUCACCCUCAUUUGUCUGUCUGAUUAUGUCUGUCACUGUCAUCUUUCCCUCUCUCUCCUCUCAUAACUGAAGGCUUCAUCUUUUUUUCCCUUACCCCCACACAAAGGUAUCUAAUAUUAUAUAUGGUAUAUAUAAAUAUAUAUACAGGUAAAUUAAUAUAAGAUCUAUGUCUGAUAAUAAGGGUACACCAAUGAUGUUUUUUUUCCUAAAUAAAGGUGA
Molecule: messenger RNA, 2382 nt
Organism: Chelmon rostratus (copperband butterflyfish)
Lineage: Eukaryota; Metazoa; Chordata; Actinopteri; Chaetodontiformes; Chaetodontidae
Gene: matn1
Product: matrilin 1
Exons: 10
Coding region: 251-1729 (492 amino acids)
Molecular function (GO): calcium ion binding
Source: RefSeq, a predicted model, not a curated record